Canariomyces notabilis is the source of this 2114-nucleotide messenger RNA. RefSeq lists its product as uncharacterized. Gene Ontology annotation, molecular function: DNA-binding transcription factor activity, RNA polymerase II-specific; zinc ion binding. NCBI's taxonomy places the organism in Eukaryota, Fungi, Ascomycota, Sordariomycetes, Sordariales, Chaetomiaceae. Gene Ontology annotation, biological process: regulation of DNA-templated transcription. The coding region runs from base 497 to 1912 and encodes 471 amino acids. The transcript has 3 exons. The record is from RefSeq and is a predicted model, not a curated record.
CAGAGCUGACGAAAGCUUGCAAGGCUGACACUGCGUAUAACCUUUCCAGUCAACACAGGCGCGGGGCUUCAUGGGACCCGUCACGGAUAAGCACAAUAUAGGUACCUUUAGGUAGGUAGCAAGAUAGGGACAGGACCAGUCUGUAUUGCUACCCCGUGCCACAGUGCCACUUAUGUGGCAGUUGGAACUUUGGAGCCAACGACCGGAUAUAAGUGGCCUGUCACAUACAGGAGGUCGCACAGCCAAUGGAACGGUCACGAAGCCUUACGCGCUGGGCAUCACGGGCCGUUGGGGGCCGUUUGGAUGACGAUAACAUGCACUGGCUGGGAGGCGAACAUCAUUAAGGUACCUGCCUUAUUUGUGCAACGAACUCUCCCGUGGAUUCGGCCUUGUUAUGUACUUGUACUAGUAUAUGUCAACAUCACUUAUAACGUCGAAUACGCCGGCAAAUACCUAAGUACCUAAGGUAGACGGCGAUCCGAUUCGCGCCGUCCUCAUGGCUUUCGAUGCCACAAAGAACGCUCUUCCCCUCCGUCAAACCUGCAACCGAUGCCGUGACCUAAAGGUUCGUUGUCAAGGCCGGCGCAGUUCCCGCGUAGGGGGCGAACUUGGUCUCGACAAUGAUGCUGCCACAGUUACCAUCUCACCCUGCUUGAGAUGCGCACGAGCUGGAGCUGUUUGUGAGUAUGCUUCAAGACAGCCCAGCGGCCGGCCACGCACUAGUAACAAGGUACGACGGAACACAAGUUCGUCAUCUUCACCAGAAGUACCAAUGCGAGAUUGUUCUGUUUCGGACCAAACUCAGCCCAUUGGACCCCUUGCCUGGGUUUUCUCGCCUCAGGGGCAAUGGUCUGAGGCGCUCUCCGACCAGGGUCUGGACGGAUUUUCAGCCCUACUGGAAGAGCACCGUGUAUCAAUUCCGGAAUUCAUGCUCGGCCAUGACGAUUCGGAGCAAUCUCCAGAUGACAUACCGACUCCUCCUCCACCAAACCCAACGUCUCUGGUUUUGCCGGUUUCUGAAGCAUCCGUGAUCCUGGAGGAACCUCUACGGCAACAUGAAGAGUGGCUCCAUUCAGAGCCCGACAUGGCGGUCUUUGAAGAAAUGAAGCAGCUUAUGGAGCUCAAUCGGCGCAUAUACGAGGUUAAGGCACGGGCGGGCACGGCACCACCAACGCCAGGUCUUUGCGACGACAUAACCAGCAUCACACGUUCUUUGCUAAGGAAAAUGGAACAGGCUGGGCAGGGGUCUAGGGGACAUCGCUGCGACAAGCAUCCCUUAUUCCCACAAUUCUCCCCCGGGGGGCUUGCAGGCCUUCAGACCAAGCGGCUGGACGCUCAAAUUCGCCGCCAGGCCAUCGACCUCUCCAUGUAUCCGGAGGACAACUAUGAUGUAGGAUGCGGCGGCGUCGACGCCAGCAUCUUCCUCUACAUAUAUGCCUGCUAUCAGCGCAUCUUUGACCUGUUCAAGCACGUGUGCCUCUCGAUUCAUACGCAUAUUGAGGAAGCCACGGUGGCGCAAUCCUCAUCCACUGCGCAGAUCGUCAUGGGCACCGAACUGAUCAGUCAUUUGAGCGGGCGGCUUACACGCGGGUUACACCAACUGACAUCGAAAUUGACUUCUGGUGCCUCUUCAUCUUCUCCAUCGGGCUCUUCUACGAGGACGACGCAGUCUCCGGUAUUCAACAACACUACAGUCACGGGCUCCAGCAUAUGGCCGGCUGCACAGGGCGGCAACAGCUCGGUUACUUGUCAGGACAGACCAUUGGGCGGCCAUAGAAAUCGAGCUGGACACAGGAGUUCGUGUCAUCAGGAAGUCGUAGCCAUUGUAGAUGUUAUGGCUCAACGACAGGCAGCAUUACAGGAGCAUAUUAUGGCCAUAAAACAAUCCAUUCAAGAAUCUGAUAGCAUCUGAUCUGACGUCAGGGGCGUUGAUUAUCGGUGUACCUAGGAUCUAUUUGUACAUACUACAUGAUGAGCCUCUGCAUAGGUACCUUAGCUUACACAACGCAGCUGGUACACUGAAUAUCGCUAGCCACUACGAACCUAGGCGGGUUAUUAUCACUCAGCUUGUAACUCGAAGUCAAUACUGUCACUAUACACACCUACUUGUUUGC